ACUGAAGAACAAUGGAUGCUGAUUUGUACGACGAGUUUGGGAAUUACAUUGGUCCGGAGCUGGACUCUGAUGAAGAUGACGAGGAAGAAGAUGAUGAUGAUUACCCCGACCAAGACCAGGACAUGAAUGGCUAUGAUGAUGACGAUGGAAUGGCAGGGGAAGAGGAGGUGUCUGCUCAGGCAGUUGUACUACACGAAGACAAGCAGUAUUACCCUAGUGCGGCAGAUGUAUAUGGGCCUGAGGUGGAAACCAUCGUUCAGGAAGAAGAUGCUCAGCCACUGACGCAGCCUAUAAUAAAGCCUGUGAAAGUGAAGAAAUUCAGCCAUGUUGAGAAGGAUCUGCCAACAACCACUUACAAUUUGGAAUUCUUAGCAGAUCUCAUGGACAAUCCAUGCUUAGUUCGCAAUGUCUCGCUGGUAGGCCACCUUCACCAUGGCAAAAGUACCUUUGUUGACUGUCUUAUUCAUCAGACCCAUCCUGAAUUCAGGAGCAAAGAUGAUGUACCUGUGCGGUACACUGACACACUUUUUACGGAAGGAGAACGGGGAUUAAGUAUCAAAGCCACACCAAUUACGCUGGUCAUGCAAGACGUCCGAAACAAGAGUUUUCUAAUGAAUAUCUUUGACACACCCGGUCACGUAAAUUUCUCAGAUGAAGUAACAGCAGCAAUGCGAUUAAGUGAUGGCGUGGUCUUGUUUGUGGAUGCUGCUGAAGGUGUGAUGCUUAAUACCCAACGUUUACUCAAACAUGCAGUACAAGAACGUCUUGCCAUUACCUUAUGUAUUAAUAAAAUAGACAGGCUUAUACUUGAAUUAAAAUUGCCGCCACAAGAUGCAUACUAUAAGUUAAGGCACAUUGUUGAGGAAGUCAAUUCUCUUCUUCAGCAAUACACUGACCAAGAGAAUCCCCAGACUAUAUCUCCACUGCUGGGCAAUGUUUGUUUUGCCAGCUCACAAUAUGCUCUGUGCUUUACUUUGAAAUCAUUUGCAAAACAGUAUGCACAACAGUUUGGCUAUGAUCUGCCACUAGAUGACUUUUCUAGGCGUCUCUGGGGUGAUAUUUACUUCAACCCUCGAACUAGAAAGUUUACAAAGAAGCCACCAACAUCCACCUCCCAAAGAAGUUUUGUAGAAUUCAUUUUGGAGCCACUCUACAAGAUCUUAGCACACAUUGUUGGUGAUGUUGAUUCCCAUUUGGUUUCCUUGAUGGAUGAACUAGGAAUUCACAUGAGCAAAGAGGAACAGAGAAUGAACAUUAGACCUCUUCUUAAACUCUUCAUGACCAGAUUCAUUGGGUCUUUCGAUGGAUUCGUCGACAUGUGCGUCAAUCACAUCCCAUCUCCUCAAGCUUAUGGUAAGCAGAAAGUAGAAACCACAUACACUGGGCCUCUGGAGAGUGAAUUAGCUGAGAGUAUGAUACAGUGUGAUCCUGAGGGACCCCUUGUAGUUCAUACAACCAAACAAUAUCCAAACGAAGAUGCUACAGCUUUCCAUGUGUUUGGACGUGUUCUUUCAGGAACUCUGCAUGCAAAUCAGGAUGUGAGAGUCCUGGGAGAAAAAUAUACCCUAGUUGACGAAGAAGACUCGCGUAUUUUAACAGUGGGUAGGCUGUGGGUUUAUGAAGGCCGGUAUAACAUUGAAGUAAAUGCUGUUCCAGCUGGAAACUGGGUUUUAAUUGAGGGUAUAGAUGAACCUAUUGUUAAGACUGCUACCAUCACUGAUUUGCCACCAAGCAGUGAGCUUCACAUUUUUAGGCCGUUAAAAUUCAACACUCAUUCUGUUAUCAAGAUAGCUGUGGAACCUGUCAACCCAUCUGAAUUGCCAAAAAUGUUGGAUGGCUUAAGGAAAGUCAACAAAUCAUAUCCAUUGCUAAGUAAUAAAGUUGAAGAAUCUGGAGAGCACAUCAUUCUUGGGACAGGAGAGCUGUACCUCGACUGUGUGAUGCACGAUUUACGUAAAAUGUAUUCUGAGAUUGACAUUAAAGUUGCCGAUCCAGUGGUCAGUUUUUGUGAAACUGUUGUUGACACUUCAUCUCUUAAGUGUUUUGCCGAGACCCCAAAUAAAAGAAAUAAAAUCACCAUGAUUGCCGAGCCUCUCGAGAGAGGGCUUGCUGAAGAUAUUGAAGGUGAAGUGGUUCAGAUUAACUGGGACAGGAGGAGACUGGGAGAAUUUUUCCAGACUCGUUAUGACUGGGAUGUGUUGGCUGCUCGUUCCAUUUGGGCAUUUGGUCCAGAUCACAGUGGUCCAAAUAUUCUUGUGGAUGACACGUUACCUUCAGAGGUAGACAAAAAUCUUCUUUCAUCUGUUAAGGAUUCUAUAGUACAAGGUUUUCAGUGGGGUACACGAGAAGGACCAUUAUGUGAAGAACCCAUCAGAAAUUGUAAAUUCAAGAUUCUAGAUGCAGUUAUUGCAGAGGAACCAUUACACAGAGGUGGAGGCCAGGUUAUUCCAACUGCAAGACGAGUUGCCUAUUCUGCGUUCUUAAUGGCCACGCCCCGUCUGAUGGAACCUUACUACUUUGUUGAAAUUCAGGCACCAGCUGAUUGCGUCUCAUCAGUUUACACAGUCCUAACGAAGAGACGUGGACACGUCACUCAAGAUGCUCCAGUUGCAGGAUCACCUUUGUAUACCAUCAAAGCUUUCAUUCCAGCAAUUGACUCCUUUGGUUUUGAAACAGACUUACGAAUGCACACACAAGGACAAGCCUUUUGUCUUAGUGUCUUUCAUCACUGGCAGAUUGUUCCAGGUGAUCCAUUAGACAAGAGUAUACAGAUUCGCCCUCUAGAACCUCAGCCUGCCACACACUUGGCUCGAGAGUUCAUGAUUAAGACACGACGCCGAAAGGGCCUGUCAGAAGAUGUAUCUAUCAACAAGUUCUUCGACGACCCUAUGUUGUUGGAACUGGCCAGACAAGAUGUCACUCUGAAUUAUGCUUAAGGUUUUUUAUAGAGUAUAAGUACUAUAAUAUGUUUUUGUAAAUUAUAUUUGUAUAUCUUUUGAGAAAAAAGAAAAAAUGUCAAGUACCACGUUCAUUAUGUUGUACUUUUAGAAAGAUUAAAUGAUAAUUGAAAA
Molecule: messenger RNA, 3071 nt
Organism: Macrobrachium nipponense
Lineage: Eukaryota; Metazoa; Arthropoda; Malacostraca; Decapoda; Palaemonidae
Product: 116 kDa U5 small nuclear ribonucleoprotein component-like
Biological process (GO): mRNA splicing, via spliceosome
Cellular component (GO): cytosol; U4/U6 x U5 tri-snRNP complex; U2-type catalytic step 2 spliceosome
Molecular function (GO): U5 snRNA binding; GTP binding; GTPase activity
Source: RefSeq, a predicted model, not a curated record